Messenger RNA from Anneissia japonica, 1570 nucleotides. Its product is annotated as replication stress response regulator SDE2-like. Gene Ontology annotation, cellular component: nucleus. NCBI's taxonomy places the organism in Eukaryota, Metazoa, Echinodermata, Crinoidea, Comatulida, Comatulidae. The coding region runs from base 87 to 1154 and encodes 355 amino acids. The transcript is spliced from 7 exons. The record is from RefSeq and is a predicted model, not a curated record.
GAGGGCGCUAUUUGUCUUUCAUUCGCUUGAUGGCCGACGAUGCUACAAUAUUCAAUUCAGGAAGUUAAACAAUAAUUCAUAUAAAAAUGUCAAUUUUUGUGAACAUAUUGUCCAAGGAAUAUGUUUGCAUUGGUCAUGAUCAGUCACUGGAAACUAUUAACGAUUUAAAAUUGAAAUUAUGCAGUCAAUACAAUUUAUCAUACAAAGAGUUGAGAAUAACACAUAAUGGAAGACAUGCAAGUAAUGACAGCCCAGUUGAAAGUGAUGCAGUGUAUCGUGUAACACUACCGUUGAUUGGUGGAAAAGGAGGAUUUGGUUCCAUGCUACGGAUGUUAGGGGCUCAGAUUGAAAAAACUACUAAUCACGAGGCUUGUCGAGAUCUAAGUGGACGACGUAUGCGUGAUGUAAAUAAUGAAAAAAAGCUGGCGGACUGGCUCACUAAGAAAGCUGAAUUGGAGAGAGAGCGAGAAGAGAAACGAAAGGCAAAAUUGGAACGAAUGCGAUCAAAACCACGACAUGUGUUUGUUGAUCCAAAUUAUGACAAGCAGAAAAGAGAUGUGCUGGAAAAUUUAGAUGAUGCCAUUACACAGGGUUUACAUGCUUCUACAGGUGAAAAUUCCUCAUCUACCUCGUCCUCCACACUACCAACAAAGAGAAAAAGUGAUGAAGAUGAGGAAACCAAAAACAAGAAGUCUUGUUUAUGGAUGGGUGUUGACAUGGAUAGUGAUAGUGAUGAUGACGAUAAUGACAGGAGUAAAGAAGAUACCAUAAAUAUUGUAGAAGCACAGAUAGAAACAGCGCAAGCAGAACCUACAGAAAGCACAACUAAAGCACAUCCAUUGCUUAAAAGUCUACCGCCCCCAAUCGAUGAAUCUGUAGAGAAAACAAGUAUUGCUAAUGAAACUGGCAAUAGCUCUAGAAAUGAAGAAGUUGAUUUAGAACAGUUUUUAACAGCAAGUGAGCUUGAAUGUGUCGGCUUGGAAAGACUCAAGAUGGCAUUGAUGAAUAGAGGUCUGAAGUGUGGUGGCACCCUACAGGAGAGAGCCACUCGAUUAUUCUCAGUAAAAGGCCUAGCUGAAGAUCAGAUUGAUCCAGCUCUAUUAGCAAAAUCAUCUAAGGGAAAGAAAGCAAAAAAGUCCCAAUCUAAAAAUUAAUUUGAAUGCAAGUCAGAACGCACUACAGAAUUAUCUACUGAUUACCAUCAUAACUGUAAGGCUAUGUUACAAGUUAGAGAACUGUGUUAAAUAAUGAAAAUUAACCAAAAUAACAUGUGUAUGUAAGUCACAUCACUCUGUGUUAAGAGAAGACCAUGAACUAAUGAUUCGUAUACACUACUAUGCAGGCAGGUUUAUGUUUUUAAAAAUGGGUGUUUUGUAGGUUGGGGAAGGUGUCUGUAGAUCUUAUUUUUGAUGAUUUUUUUCCUAGUUUGUUGUCCUCCCUUGUGUUUUUUCUUCAUUAGUUUUAAAAGUUUUUACACAAAACUGAACUAAAGUAUAUAAUGCAGCAACCAGUUUAUUCAACAAAACUGUACCAAAACUUUGCAAAUAAAUUGUUCAUAUAUUAUUUUAAA